This is a messenger RNA of Ascochyta rabiei, 654 nucleotides long. RefSeq lists its product as uncharacterized. Bases 1 to 654 code for a protein of 217 amino acids. The transcript has a single exon. The record is from RefSeq and is a predicted model, not a curated record. NCBI's taxonomy places the organism in Eukaryota, Fungi, Ascomycota, Dothideomycetes, Pleosporales, Didymellaceae.
AUGACGAAACAGCGUGGCGCAGAUGUGUACCACUUGCAUGACAACCUGGUUGCUCUCAAUCCUCGAAACUUUACAAAGUUCUUCUUACCGCAUUUGAGUUGGAAGAGGGUAACUUGGACUAUAUGUGCCUACCUUUGGCCGCCGAUCCUGGCUGGCUAUCGUGAGAUCGAUCGAUUGGCGGAGACACUGGCCUGUGUUGGAUUGCCAGUCUCGUGCCAGGAAGUCAAUUUGGAACUCGAGAUCCGGAAGGACGUACCCGAGUUUCGCGAAAGCCUACAGCAGCAGGCCAACCUUUGUCAAAAGAUUGGAUUCGUGACUGGCGAGAGCACUCAAGGGCAGGUACACACUGCUCAGCCUGCGGGUCUGAGAAGAAGUGAUGGGUCAAUCUUGCCAUUUGAUGCGACAAAUUCGAAACAGUACACUUGGGUCGGCAGCGGCCAGGCUCGAUGGGGUACGAGUGCCCUCAUCAUGGAGAAAGAGACCGUCAAGUACCGCACCAUCAGGCUAUGUUGGCGGGCGAGAGUGCCACGAAGAGAGUAUAUGAGCUAUGACUAUAUGAACUGUUUGGACCUGAACAAUUGUGAGGAGGUCGAAGGCAUUAAGCAAGGCGGUCUCGAUGAUACGUCACUUAGAAGUCCCGCAACACAUCACUGA